GCUCUACGAUUUAAAAAUAUUUGGCACUUACAUUUGUUUCAGUCGGUGAGAUCUCGACUCUUCUCGACUAAAGGAGAAAAUCCCCAAAACCCUAAAACCCUAAUCUCGUUCUUUUAGACAUCGCAUUAAGCUCAACAUGAGUCGGCCAAUGGAAGAGGAUACCCCUGGAGCCAAGAACGAGGAAGAGGAGUUCAACACUGGGCCUCUCUCUGUUCUGAUGAUGAGUGUUAAAAAUAACACACAGGUGCUCAUUAACUGUCGAAACAACAAGAAGCUUCUAGGCCGUGUGAGGGCGUUUGAUCGGCACUGCAACAUGGUUCUAGAAAAUGUCAGGGAGAUGUGGACUGAGGUACCAAAGACUGGUAAAGGCAAGAAGAAAGCUCAUCCCGUCAACAAAGAUAGGUUUAUCAGUAAGAUGUUUCUUCGGGGAGACUCGGUUAUCAUCGUCCUUAGGAACCCUAAGUGAGAAUUGUAGCAGUUCUAUUGAUCAUCCGAAGUCUAUGCUGAGUCCAGUCCAUGGCAUGUUAUCAUUUCACUUUACUGUAGGUGUACUUACAAAAACCCUCUGCUCUUUGUAGGAUUUCUUGUUGCUUGCUUAAAGCUAUUCCGAAUAUUUUAGUGGCCCUUUUGUUUGCUCUUGACGUGUUGAUCACAUGGCAAUUGCCCUUAUCCUAAGAUUGGUAUGAUAGAUAUAUGAUCUGGCUGAGGAUUUAUGUU
Molecule: messenger RNA, 717 nt
Organism: Corylus avellana
Lineage: Eukaryota; Viridiplantae; Streptophyta; Magnoliopsida; Fagales; Betulaceae
Biological process (GO): RNA splicing
Cellular component (GO): small nuclear ribonucleoprotein complex
Molecular function (GO): RNA binding
Source: RefSeq, a predicted model, not a curated record